Messenger RNA from Brassica napus (rape), 4709 nucleotides. RefSeq names its product indoleacetaldoxime dehydratase. NCBI's taxonomy places the organism in Eukaryota, Viridiplantae, Streptophyta, Magnoliopsida, Brassicales, Brassicaceae. The transcript is spliced from 4 exons. The coding region runs from base 1187 to 2704 and encodes 505 amino acids. The record is from RefSeq and is a predicted model, not a curated record. Gene Ontology annotation, molecular function: oxidoreductase activity, acting on paired donors, with incorporation or reduction of molecular oxygen; iron ion binding; monooxygenase activity.
CGAAAUUGCGCUAGGCAUAACGCGUGCGGUGAGGUACUGCCUAGCGCCGAAUCGGUUAACCGGGGAUUACGCGGAGAUUAAUCGGGGAUUAAUUAUAAGGCUUUUAUACGAUUUCAAAGGAUAUAUAUUAAAUUUGGGAACAUAUCACCGUGUUGAAUUCUGGUCUAGUGGUUUACUUAGUCAUUCAUUGACUUGGGGUUCGCCAGUUCAAACUCACGUUAGUACGGUUUGGCCAUUUUUUUCACUUUUAGGGUUAAUAAGUAGAAUGACCGAACAGCCCUCGUCUUCAACCUUUGUUAUCUAAAUCUGCAGCCGUUUUACGUUUUAUUUUUUUGACGAUUUCAAGGUUUUCUCUCCUUAAUCUUUUAAGCUUUACUCAAAAUACACCAGAUCUCUAACAUAGUAUGCUAUUUUGAAAUUGAAAUCUUCUAAAUCGUGAACUUUUGACAAAUCCCGAGUAAUAGACCGAACAUGGUCAACUCGCCACGGUUGAUGGCCGUAACAUGGGUUGAAACUAAUUAAGGAUCAUACGGUGCUGUAUUAAGGGGUCGACACUUGCCCCAUGAAAUUAUCAAAACUUCAUUUAAUUUAUUUAUCAUUUAAUUUAUUUGACCCACUAGCAAAUAUUUAUCGGCCCCCUCUACUUCCAAAUCAUAAUCACAGCGUUAAACUCGAGCUCAAAAACUAUAUCUACGUAUCUUAACAUGUUUACCAGAAAAAAAAUAUUUCUACGUAUACAAAAAUGCAAUCAAAAUUAUAACUAAUAUUGUAUGUCAGCUAAAAUAAUGGGCAUGAUAGUAGUGAACGUUCUAAAACAUAAAUCUCAAAAGUAGUUGUCUAUUCUUUUAUUUUACUAAGUAUUUUUAUAACUGAAAAAUAGCAUUUAUAUAAUACUUGACCAAAUUGAAAAUACUAAUUAUAUUAAAAAAAUACAAGAUAUAAUAACAAACUGAUCAUAGAUUUUACGUUGAGUUUACGUUAAUAUAGUGAUUCCAAAUUGGCUGUGAUUGUCUUCUUUGUUUACGUUAAACAAUUAUUAUCUCAACGUAAACGAACAUGCAACCAAAUUAUAAUACUACAUUAUUAUAAGUAAGCUAAAAUGAUGACGAGAAACGAUGAGUUCCUACAACCCUAUAAAUUCUGAGGUGAAGAGAAGUUAAAAAUCACCAACUAAACACUUAGUUACAUGAGAGACCAAAAUCCAACAAAAAUGGAAAUAAUUUUAAUGCUCUCUUUGUGCUUAACGACCCUCUUAGCCCUUCUCUUGCUCAAAUCAAUCCUUAAACGAACCGCCACCAAAGUGAACGUACCACCAUCUCCAUGGCGACUUCCCGUGAUAGGAAACCUCCAUCAGGUCGGACUCCACCCUCACCGUUCCCUCCAAUCCCUCAGCUUCCGGUAUGGACCACUCAUGCUCCUUCAUUUUGGCCGUGUCCCAGUACUCGUCGUCUCUUCUGGUGAAGUAGCUUAUGAGGUUAUGAAAACACACGAUCUUAAAUUUGCCAACCGCCCGAGAUCAAAAGCUGUUCACAGGAUUAUGAAUGGUGGGCGUGAUGUAGUAUUUGCUCCCUAUGGAGAGUAUUGGAGACAGAUGAAGAGUGUAUGCAUUCUGAAUUUACUCACCAACAAAAUGGUUGGGUCCUUUGAGAAAGUAAGAGAAGAAGAGGUAAAUGCAAUGAUUGAGAAGCUGGAGAAAGCAAGUCGGUCUUCUUCAUCAGAAAAUCUGAGCGAGCUCUUUAUUACUGUACCAAGUGAUGUUACGAGUAGAGUUGCCCUUGGAAGAAAACAUAGUGAUGACGAAACUGCGAGGGAUCUCAAGAAUCGAGUGAGGCAGAUCAUGGAGCUGCUAGGCGAGUUUCCGAUAGGGGAAUAUGUCCCAUCCUUGGCAUGGAUAGAUAGAAUCCGUGGAUUCAAUGAUAAAGUGGAGGAAGUGAGUCGCGGGUUUAGCGAUCUUAUGGACAAAGUGGUGCAAGAACAUCUAGAAGCUGGUAAAAAGAAAGUGGAUUUCGUCGAUAUAUUGUUAGCAAUCGAAGGAGAGAUGAGUAAUGGAUUCCAGGUUCAAAGAAACGACAUAAAAUUUAUAAUUUUGGAUAUGUUUAUAGGAGGAACGUCAACAACUUCGACUCUACUAGAAUGGACCAUGACGGAACUGAUUAGGCAUCCCGAAUGUAUGAAGAAACUCCAAGACGAGAUCCGGUCAAGUUCUAUACCGAAUAGUUCAUACAUAAAAGAAGAAAAAGUUGAGAAGAUGAAAUACUUAAAAGCCGUGAUUAAAGAGGUGCUCAGGUUGCAUCCUUCUCUUCCACUAAUACUUCCUAGAGUUUUGAGUGAAGAUGUUAAGUUAAUGGAAUAUAACAUAGCCGCAGGGACAGAGGUGAUAAUAAAUGCUUGGGCAAUCCAAAGAGAUACUGCGAUAUGGGGACUAGAAGCAGAAGAAUUUAAACCAGAAAGACACUUAGAUUCACCUACUGAUUAUCGUGGAAAAGAUUUAAACUACAUUCCAUUCGGAUCAGGGAGAAGGAUUUGUCCCGGGAUAGGAUUCGCUUUGGGUUUGGCAGAAGUGGCAGUGGCCAAUCUUGUAGGCCGAUUUGACUGGAGGGUAGGGUUUCGACCAAAGGGAGAUCAAUCUGAUAUAGCUGAAGCCGUUGGUAUCGAUGUUUGCCGCAAGUUCCCUCUGAUUGCAUUUCCAUCUUCGGUUGUGUGAGAUGCUCUUGAUCAGCUAGUUAUGUAAUAUUAAUAAGAAGAGUUGUAAUAGGAAAACAACUCUGUACUCACAAAAGCUAUCCACAGUUAUUAUAAGUUGUUACUUUCUUCUGUUUUAUAAACGUUAUAUUAUAAGCUUUUUUUUUGUAAACUACAUUUUGUAUACAUAUUAAUAAAGUUUAUACAACUCUUAAUAUACCUUUUUAAGAUUAAAUUAUUAGUCGAAACAUUAUACGAAUUUUGCAUUUAAAUAGUAUUAAGAAACAUAUCUAUAACCGCGCUAUUAGUAAAACAGAACAUAAAGAUACAUUGAAUGGUCUUGUUUGCGGUAAAAGCCUUUUUCCAUGACAUAAUUUAUUGAAAUCAGGAGAUACUCGUAAGGUAGUAACUAUUAGAAAAAAAAAGAAAAAGAAAUAAUAAAAAAGAAUGACAAAAAUCUCCCAAAUGAGAUGUUUUUAGAUAUUCUUAAGAAAUUUAGUUUGCCAGUAGUUUGUUUCUAAGUGGUUUAAUGUUUAAAAAUUAAAACAUAAUUCAACAAUUCAAUCAUGUUACAAAAUGAAUAUUUUGAGUUGAGCAGAACUCUUUUUGGGAACCUCUACCGAUAAGGGUGCUCUUAUGUUAUAUAUAAAAAUAGUUUGUGUUUAUCCUUUUCAUUUUUGACAAACUUUUUACCUAAUAUAAAAACUGUUUGACCAAAAAUAUUUAACCAGAAUAAGGAUUAAACAGAAAUAUGAUGUGUUAUAUAUAUGAUUGACUAAAACUAAAACGGUACUAAUUAGUAAAUCUGAAUACAUAACUUAGAAAUAAAAGAAUUUGUUACAUAAUUUUGUUGCAGUUUGUUACAAAAAAGUCUGUUUUGAAUUUGUAGCAGUAUGAACAACAAAAAAAUCGUAAUAGUUAAAAACUACUGACUCACGUUCAGUCACCAUAAACAAAAACUAUUCAAUUUAUCCAAGUUCGUAAAAUUUUUGUGACAAUACAUUAGGUCACAAUAUUGUAACAGUUUGUAACAACUAUCAAUUUGGUCACAAUAUUGUCAUUAAUUAUGACAAAAGUUGGCUACAAUUUAAAUAGUCACAAUGUUUGUCACGAAACAACUACUUAUCUGUGACAUAAAAAUGUCGUUACUAUAUCGUAUCAAUAAUGUAACAGAUCUGUGACCAAAAUGAUUAGUAUCAAAAUUUAAUCACAAUAUCUUUAUUUUCUCGUAGUGCUAUUGACGAAGCGGAAACUUUAUAUAAUAGAAUUAGAGAUCCGUUGAUUCUGAGAAUAUUCAGAAAAUUAGAAUAAUUACAAGGUUAUUCGUUUAGUCUUAAAGUCCGCGAAUAAACCAAGUUUUCUUAAAUUCGUUGAGAUCACCGAUCUAUCGAAAACAAGUAAUAAAGAGAAAACUUUUAAUUUUUAUUAAUUAAUCAAAAACUGAAUAAAGCAUAUAUAUAUAUAUGAAAACAUAAAAACUAUGAAAACCCUAAUCUUAAUUAAAAUAAAAAAAAACUAAAAUAAAGAUAAUAAAAAUAAAUGGUAAUUAUCCUAAUUCUACGCUGCAUCAGCUAUGCACCCAAUAAACUCAUUUCUUAUAUAUACCUCACAUUUGAAUCAUAUAUAUUAAUUUACUAAAAUUUGCUGUAAGUGGUCCUACGAGUUAGAGAGGCGACAAAAAGGAUGAGCAGAAGGAAGAUAAGAUUGUAUUACACACACAUAUAUAUUUAUAUGUGUAUAUAUAUAAUGACAGAAAUCUUGUGUACACAAUGUAAUAUUAUUAUUUCAUGAUUCAUAAGUAAUAGUCACCGAUACAUAAUAUUAUUACUUAAAUCUAGCUAAGUCUCUCAACACUCCAAAGUCAAAAAUGUUGUUUAUCUAAUAAAUACUAAACCUUGCUUGCGACAUGGAUAAAUACAGGCACGAUCUAGUGCUUCAGCAGCUCAGCUAAGCUUAUAUAUAUUUGUGUUGUGUGUGUUUCUAAGAUAAGAAGCACAAUUACUACUUAUUUAACUGUCAGUGCGGAA